UUUGGUUUUAGUCAGAUGACAACAAAAGGCGUAAACAAGGAGCCCUUCAGUCGCUCGGAGGAGACUAUCCCAAGUGAAUCCUUCAACCUGUCUCAACUCAGGGUAACGAUACUGCCUGUGUUGUAUUCUGUCAGACUGCGUGAGGUUCAGUUGAGGAGGAGGGAAGGAGCCAUGUCUACUACCACACAAGAAAACAGGCCCCUUCUAAUUGGACCGGAGCCAACUAAUGACCCAGAAAGUGCAAGAUCUCAUGACUCUCAGAGAAGCGAUCACCCAAAGGGAGAUGAGACAAGUGAGGAUGGAAACCGAGGUCUCACAGCAUCCUUCCAUCACAUUGAUGAUUCUCACCAACAGACCACAAAUUGUGAAACUCUGAUUCAUCUCAUCAAAGGAAACAUUGGUACAGGAAUCCUUGCCAUGCCAGAUGGCCUCAAAAACUCUGGGUUGUACACAGGAACUGUACUCCUUCCAAUCAUUGCUGUUAUCUGCAUUCACUGUAUGCACAUGUUGGUAAAUUGUGCUCAUGAACUGAAAGAGAGAUUGGGAGUGGCAGGAAUGGACUAUGCUGAAGUGGGUUACCAUGCAUUCUCUACUGGCCCAGCUCCCCUCAGACCGUUUGCCAACACAGCCCGCCGAGUGCUGAAUGCCUUCCUCACCCUGACACAGCUUGGCUUUUGCUGUGUUUAUGUGGUGUUCAUUGCAGCCAAUGUUAAACAGGUUGUGGAUUGUCAGUUUCCAGGGAAUGAUAUUGACAUUCAUGGAUACAUGGCCAUCUUGAUAUUACCAUUAUUAGGUAUUUCUAUGAUUAGAUCUUUAAAGGUGCUGGCACCAUUCUCCUUACUUAGUAAUGUUUUCCUGGGACUGGGACUGGCCAUCACUUUCCACUAUUUGUUGAUGGAUAUUCCCUCAUCAUAUGACAGAGCAGAAUUCAAGUCCUGGAAGCAGCUGCCUCUCUUCCUUGGAACAUCAAUAUAUGCCUUUGAGGGCAUUGGAGUGGUUCUUCCUCUUGAGAGAAAGAUGAUCAACCCACAUGAUUUUCGUGGUCUUAAUGGUGUUCUUAAUACUGGCAUGAUUCUUGUAACCUGUGGUUACAUUGCUGUUGGAUUCUUUGGCUACCUGAAGUAUGGUGAUGCAGUCCAUGGCUCCAUCACUUUGAAUCUGCCUCCAAGUGACAAUCUGGCACAACUGGUGAAGGUGUUGAUGGCUCUUGCUAUUUAUCUGACUUACUCACUGAUGUUGUAUGUGCCAGCUGAGAUCAUGUGGCCCCACCUUGCUCCAAGAUUUCACUCCGCAAAGGCAAAGUGCCUAGGGGAAUAUGCUUUCAGAGCUUUCUUGGUGCUGGUAACAUUUAUUCUUGCUGCUGCCAUCCCUAACAUUGGACUGUUCAUCUCCCUUGUGGGGGCUGUGUCAUCUUCCACCCUUGCCAUCAUCUUUCCUCCCAUCAUUGAACUUGUCACAUUUUGGCCCAGAUUAUCAAAAUGGACCAUUGCAAAAUGUGUUGGAGUAUUUUCUUUUGGAUUUAUCUGCUUUGUAUUUGGGUCAUAUGCAAGUAUUGAAGCAAUUAUUGAUUAUUUUAAGCAUUCUGAUGAACCUCAACCAAGAUUUGUGUGUUGAGAUAUAUCAUGAAUAGUAUUUUGUUACUGUUUUGGACACGAUGUAUGCAGGAGUAUUAGGUGCUAGGUUUUAUAUUGAUUAAUCAAGUUGAAUGGUUUUUGCUCACCUCAUUGUAGAUAUUACUUCUUGUCAAAUAAUUUUAACACCAAGGAAAAGAUUUAUAGAAAGUAAAUGUAACAUGACAGCUUUGUAGAUACCUAUUUUUAUACACUAGCUACUUUCAGUAUCAAUAUUUCUUCAUUGAUAUUCCAUGAGUAAUAAUAUAUAUAUAGUAGUUUGUAUAUCAUGAGGUAUUGUACCUGCAGUGUUGAUCAUAACUUUUAUUAGUUUUUACAAAUGUGCUAAUAUGAGAGAAAUUCAAAAUCAUGUCAUUAUUUUUCAGUAUUGUAUUUUAAUGUUCAUAGUUUUUUAAAUUAUUAGGAUUUCUAUACUUGUCAGGUAUGUACUGUAUAUUAGGCAUUUGUCAUGACAGAGUUUGUGGUGUAUGAUUUCAUACCAUAAGGAAGACUUCAGAACAGAUGGAUCUGUUGAGGAAAACAUUCAUAUAUAUAUAUAUAUAUAUAUAUAUAUAUAUAUAUAUAUAUAUAUAUAUAUAUAUAUAUAUAUAUAUAUAUAUAUAUGUGUGUGUGUGUGUGUGUGUGUGUGUGUGUGUGUGUGUGUGUGUAUGUGUGUGUGUGUUGAAAAGUAUAGAUUAUGGUGUUAGAGGUUGUGGUAAUCCUGUCAGAGGAAGGAAAGGUCAUGUCUCACAUUGUUCUCUAAGAACAUUUAUGUUCACUUUAGGUCAAAGGCCUAUCAUCUCAUUAUAUUAUUAAUAUAUAGAUCCUCUUUCCAGAAUUGUUAUAAGUUUAAACAAAAUAUUAAUCAAGAUAAAGAUUUUAAUGGAUUUUUUAUGUUUUUAAUGUUUUUAUUGUCUUAAAGAAGAAUUAGAUUACAGAUCCACAAUCUUUUAUCUCAAAUUCUGAAAGCUGAAAACCUCUGAAAACAAGAAUUUAUUAGUAGUGUAUGUUGUCAGCAUAUAAAAUACCACAUUUGGGUCUAAACACAGAAUGCAAUAAUCAGAAGUCAGUUUUUAAAAUCUUAAUAAAGAUGAAUAAAAAAUGCCAGUACAUUUGAAACGACAUAGCAGAAAGCUUCAUGCCAGUGUUUUACUGUACUGCUGUCAUUCUUUUUCUUUUUUUUUUACUAGUAAAAUCUGAAAACUAUGAAAUGUGAAAAAAGUGUCUGGUCCUAAGGAUCUGGUACAAAAGGUUUUGGAUUAGUAAAUGUUUGACAUUGGUUACAUUAUCCACAUUUUGUCUUCAUAGUUGUAGUAUUGGUUACUAAGCACCGUCAUUGCAACCUAAAUCAAGGGCUAAUGAACGUCAUGGAAAAAAGGUAAAUACAUGAAGAUUUUUCUUAUUCAGCUGGUACACUUGUGUUCAUUGUACAGUUAUCAAGACAAGUAUAAAGGCAUUUACACAUAUAGAAAAAAAGCAACAUAGGAUGAUAUUUUUGUAUGAAAAUCUUAUUUAUGACUGUUGAGCAUGCAAGUAUUUUAUAGCAGGAGAUAGAUGCACAACAUAUCUUGUGUUGAAUUUUUACCUAUAACCAAUAGAAGAUAGUAAUUUUGUUGGACCAUUCCAGCCAGAAAAGCUUGGCAAAGCAAUUUUGGAUACUUGUAGUUUCAUUCUCAAAAUCUUAACAUCUCAUGGUUGUGUAUUCAAAUUCCAUAGUAAAUUUUUUCUAUUAAUAAUGGAAAUAAUUAUCUUGAUGCUCAUCAUCACUAGCAAAACAGAAGGAAGUCACUAGGUAUGGGAGUCCCACCUGUCCUGUCCUCUCCCCCAAAAAAUCCAGUAAAAACUGGAUGAGUGCAUGUAAUUGUACUCAAUAAUUCAGUGUGGAUGGAUGUAUGGUUUAUGUUACUGUACAGUGUAUUUUGAUACAUGUAAUAAAUUACAGUACCAUUUUAAUGUGAGAUGAGCUCCAAGAGGUGGCUUUAAAUAAAUUUUUCUCUAAAUCAGUGUUGUUUCAGUGGAAUAGUCAAGUUUGGUGCAUGAGAAAAAAAACAAAUAAAUGAGCUGCUACAUACCAUAUGCAUUUUUUAUUGAAUGUGAUAAUGUAAGGCAUAUCUUGCAAAACCUGAUAAAUUUGAAGCUAUGCAUCCAGUGUUAGUUUUUCCAUUAUGCACAAGUAGCAGUUCUAGUAGCUGAUGCUUAUUUUUGAGUAAUGGAAAAGUUUUCCUAUAUUUGCAUGGAAGGAUAAAACAUUUUGUCUUUAGGUAUUUGUCUGACGGUGAAGCAUUCUCUUGAUACUUGGCUGCCAGUGCUACUCAAACCAGUCCUUUAAGGCAAGAAAGGAUGGUCCAGGUCUUCAAUCUUCAGUAAGUACAAAGGUUGUAGGAGUGAAUUAAGAAGGAAUUUGGCAUGUGCUGAUGUGGAGCUGCUCUGGAUACAGACCUUGGUGAUUGAAGAAGAUAAAUGAGAUUUUGCUUGAAGGAAAAAAUGAAAAAGUCUCCAUGUGAACAUCAAGUGGACACUGGCAAGUCACUUCCCACUACUGGGGCCAAGUAACUACAUGAUCAGUGUAUGAAAUAGUGAAUACUUAAAUGACUGUGUUGCCCAGAUACCCUGUAUGCCAUUAGGACUAUGAAAUGGGUAUUUGUGUCAGUAUGGGCUGGAAGUGACUUUCAAACUUGUUGAUAUUUACUGACACUACCUCCAUUACUAAGCUUCCUACUAAAAAGUGUGUACAUCUUUGUCGUUGUGUGUGUGUGUGUGUGUGUGUGUGUACUCAACCAGAUGUUCAUUAAAUCUGAGGUAAUAACUCUUCCCUUUCUAAUAUAUAAUGCUUUACUGUUUAGUUCUGUUAUUGUUAGGGCUCAUGAAGAGAAAAUGUUAAUAAUUACUAUAUAAUUAUUUUAUAUACUUUUCAUAUAUGAUACAUGCAAACACAUGUUUUGUACUUAUUUGCCUCUCAGUCAUGUGAGCAUUUAAUUUCUUGCAAAUGUUUAUGAAGUAGCAUUAUUGAACAGGUAAUAUGCAAGUAGUGUUCAAAGAACACCAGCCAGCCUACUUGCAUCAUGUUCAGGGUGUGAGAGUGUUCCUCAUUAUUUAUUAGGAACAUUUCCUCUUGUAGUAACAGACUUUUUUGUAGCAACCGGAGUGUGUGUUCAUGUAUACAAUAAUUUAUUUGUAUCAGUACUGGAACAAAGUUUUCCUAUCAAUAUCAUACAUAUAAUUUUAACUUGACCUUGAUGUGUGUUUUGAGCCAUCAGUCAUUGAUAUCUUGAAUAAAUAAAAAAAAGUCAUAUU
This is a messenger RNA of Scylla paramamosain (green mud crab), 4904 nucleotides long. Its product is annotated as proton-coupled amino acid transporter 2-like. The record is from RefSeq and is a predicted model, not a curated record. The transcript is spliced from 10 exons. Bases 16 to 1614 code for a protein of 532 amino acids. Gene Ontology annotation, biological process: amino acid transmembrane transport. Gene Ontology annotation, molecular function: L-amino acid transmembrane transporter activity. Lineage: Eukaryota; Metazoa; Arthropoda; Malacostraca; Decapoda; Portunidae.